Molecule: messenger RNA, 840 nt
Organism: Vigna unguiculata (cowpea)
Lineage: Eukaryota; Viridiplantae; Streptophyta; Magnoliopsida; Fabales; Fabaceae
Source: RefSeq, a predicted model, not a curated record
GCCAAUGAUCACAUGGCAAAGCCAAAACCAGGACUUGAAGAACUGUACCAAGGAAUCCCUGAUGAGUCUGUUAACCUCACCUUUCAAGACCUUGCCAAUGUCAUUUCAUCACACCACACAGACACUACAAUGCCCGCAACUCAACAUGUUUCUGAACCUAACAAUAACCCCACAAAGGGACCAUCACCUUCACCUUCACCCUCACCUUCUCUUUCCACUGUGCCUAGCCUUGACUUCAGAAAGGGCUUGGAGGGACUCAACCGCAACAAUCAUCACUAUCAGCUUCAUGGUUUUGGCCACGGAGGUGGUGACUCAUCGGCUCAAAUUAGCCGACCCAGUGAGUAUAGCAUGAGCUAUGAUGGCAUCAAGAGUGGUGAGAGUUUUGCUUCUGGAAAAGGUGGAUCUGGUCGACGAAGGAGGCCAGGGAUUCCUCACUCUACUAUCUGCACCAUUUGCAGUAACUACGUUUAUCUUUUCAGAACUAGAUGCCUGGUAUGUGGUAGGGUUUAUUGCAGGCAGUGUGUGGAAAUAGGCAUGGGAGAAAUGACAGAAGGAAGAAAGUGCAUCGAGUGUCUUGGAUUGAGAUUCAGCCAAAGGUACAUAGAAAGAGCAGGGAUGGGAGGGUGUUGCAGUUGGAGGUAUCCAAGCACAUUGAAGCAUGCUGAGGUUAUGUGGGCUGAGAAAGGACCAAGGAGGAGUGGUGAUAGAGGGUAUGGUCACCAUAGCAUGGCCUCUUCAAGACCUAGAAGGUCUCCUCUUUCCAUUGCCAGCACUGAAGCCUCCUUUGUCAUGUCUGCAACUCAUUCUCCUUUCUCAGCUCAUUACAAUCUCCCUCUUUGA